CAUGCAAGGUCCUUUUCAUUUAGCUAACCAAACACACGACACCAAUGGAGAUACUACUAUUCAGUUUCAGUUUCAGUGCUCAAUUUUCUUUUUAAUUUUUGUAUUUUUAAAUAUUUUUUGGUCUCCACUUGCCUCGUUCCACUGGGAAAACGAAACACACACAACUAAACUCGGACUCAGAGCGUUGUUCGCUGCUUUCUUUGGAACUAGUGAAAGCUGAAGAGAAAAACAGAGCUCUCUGCUUUCUGUUUUCUGGGUGCUUCUUAGAAAGCGAGAGAGAGGAGAUAGAGAGACAUGCUCUGUUCGGGUCGACUUUUGGCGGUUUCGUUUCCAGUAAACCGGUAUUUUCCGUACAAUUUACAGAGCUCCAGCUCCAGAUUCAGCUACGCAAGCCCCAAAUCGAUCUCCAGAUGGCGAUCAAUGACGUCCGAGCCCGAGUCCUCUUCUUUUGCUCCUUCUAUCGACUCCGAUCCCACUGAUACAAACCCCGCCGGAUUCUGUAUCAUAGAGGGGCCUGAAACAGUCCAAGACUUUGCCAAAAUGGAGUUGCAAGAAAUUCAGGAUAAUAUUCGAAGUCGACGCAACAAAAUUUUCUUGCAUAUGGAGGAGGUUCGCAGGCUGAGGAUACAACAGAGGAUUAAAAGCGCAGAGCUUGGAAUGUUAAGUGAAGAUCAAGAAAAUGAACUUCCUAGUUUCCCAUCUUUCAUUCCAUUCUUGCCUCCCCUGAGUUCAGACAACCUUAAGCAGUAUUAUGUUGUUUGUUAUUCAAUUAUCACGGCGUUUAUUCUUUUCGGUGGCCUCCUAGCACCCACUUUGGAGUUGAAACUGGGAAUAGGAGGCACCUCAUACAAAGAUUUUAUAGAAAGUGUGCAUCUGCCAUUGCAGUUGAGUCAAGUUGAUCCCAUAGUGGCAUCCUUCUCUGGAGGAGCAGUUGGUGUCAUCUCCGCAUUGAUGAUUGUUGAAAUUAACAACGUAAAACAGCAGGAGCAAAAAAGAUGCAAAUAUUGUGUUGGAACUGGAUAUCUUGCUUGUGCCCGCUGUUCAAGCACAGGAACCCUGGUUCUUACCGAACCAAUAUCAGCAGUCGAUGGAGAUCAGCCCCUAUCACUGCCGAAAGCGGAAAGAUGUUCAAAUUGCUCAGGAGCGGGAAAGGUAAUGUGCCCUACAUGCCUUUGCACAGGAAUGGCGAUGGCAAGCGAACAUGACCCUCGGAUCGAUCCUUUUGAUUAGAAGCACACUGCCGUCAUUAGUUGCGCCCUUUACCACUUUAAACCUCUUUUUCUUACUUUUGAUGCCAUACAUAUAUCCUCCAUCUGAGUUGUGACAUAACCAAGGAAAUUCUGUGUAUAUAUUAACCGUUCAAGAAUAUGAUUAGACUUCUGAACGCAAUUGAAAGGUUUUCAUCACCUGUGCAACUUUGCCAUUUAAAUAAAA
Prunus persica (peach) is the source of this 1434-nucleotide messenger RNA. RefSeq names its product protein ORANGE-GREEN, chloroplastic. The coding region runs from base 295 to 1230 and encodes 311 amino acids. The record is from RefSeq and is a predicted model, not a curated record. The transcript has 8 exons. NCBI's taxonomy places the organism in Eukaryota, Viridiplantae, Streptophyta, Magnoliopsida, Rosales, Rosaceae.